Messenger RNA from Amphiprion ocellaris (clown anemonefish), 2805 nucleotides. It is a transcript of the gene tuba5, whose product is annotated as tubulin alpha 5. Gene Ontology annotation, molecular function: GTP binding; structural constituent of cytoskeleton. The record is from RefSeq and is a predicted model, not a curated record. Bases 1090 to 2442 code for a protein of 450 amino acids. NCBI's taxonomy places the organism in Eukaryota, Metazoa, Chordata, Actinopteri, Pomacentridae. The transcript is spliced from 5 exons. Gene Ontology annotation, cellular component: microtubule; cytoplasm. Gene Ontology annotation, biological process: mitotic cell cycle; microtubule cytoskeleton organization.
CGUUGGUACCAACCGAUAUCAUGAGAUGGAGGACACUUGUGAGAUGCCGCCAGUGUGUUUGACAGCAAGUGGCAACUGAGAUUCACCACUUACAAGGCUAAAGAGGAACAUGAAGAGAGGAUCAAAUUUAUCCACCGAAGUGGGCAAGCUGCAUUGUUGAAGUGGCCUCCAUCUGAUGAUAUCUGUGGCAUCUUUUUUAAAAGAUUUGUGGAAAUUUAAAAGAAAUCACAAAUAUUGCUAAAGAUAGAGCUACAACUAAAAUUAUGAGGAGUUCCACCAAAAAGAUCUGUCCUCUAAAUGUCUUACAGGAUUUAAGUAACUGUUUGAGAGUCAAAGGAGGUAAAAUGACUCAAUACUUUAUGAAAAAUGUGUUUGGUCGAACUGUUUCUCUUCACACCAAGACCCCUCAUGUUGAUAUUGUUAGCUUUUGGAGGGACCAAAGCCUUAAGAUGGGGACCGCUGGACUAAACUCCCAAAGUGAAGCAGUAAAAACAGCUCCAGAGAACAAUCUCAUAAUGUAAGAUAAUCAUAUGUCAGGUCAUUUACAGGCAUGCAAGCAUAUAUAUUUUUCAUAUUUUUACAGCUGAAAUAAAGGAUCUGAGUACUUCAUCCACAUCCCAUUGCAAGUUAAAAGACAGAGAAGCAAAGCUGAUGCCAGAAAAACAUGAAUAUGUAGCCAGAAAGAGGAUAAAUCGGUUUGAAGUUCUGUGCAAAGGCUUUUUCUUCAUGCAAGUAACAGCAAGUCAAAAAAGCAACUAAAACAACAUUUUGAGGGAGAACGUGCAGAAUGUGGGAGUAGAGUUAUUAUCCCUCCCUCCCUCCAUCUAUCUGCCGCCUCCUCCUAAAGCCCUGAAUCAGCACCUUUACUCAGACAGACAGACAGACAGACAGACAGACAGACAGACAGACACAGACAGACAGACAGACACCUGGGAGACGUCUGCACAUAUAAAGAGCAGCAGGAAGCGAACAGGACAGAGUAGCACUGUGGUGACGGAGACUCGUUACUCGUCCCGGGACGCUGCAGAGGAAAUACUGCUGACUGAACAACCAACAACACAACUUGUCACUACUGUCACCUGGAGCAACAUGAGAGAGUGCAUCUCCAUCCAUGUGGGCCAGGCGGGUGUCCAGACAGGAAAUGCAUGCUGGGAGCUCUUCUGCCUCGAGCAUGGCGUCGGUCCUGAUGGCGUCUUCCUGGAUGUUCCUGCAGAAGCAAACUCUCGAGAAGAUCCAUUCAACACUUUCUUCAAUACUGGGAGCUUUGGACGUCAUGUUCCAAGAGCGAUAUAUGUCGACCUGGAGCCCACAGUGGUUGAUGAAGUGAGGGUCGGGAAGUACAGAGAGCUGUUCCACCCAGAGCAGCUGAUCUCUGGAAAGGAGGACGCUGCCAACAACUACGCUCGUGGCCAUUACACCGUUGGGAAAGAAAUCAUUGAUGGAGUCAUGGAGCGUGUUCGUAAAAUGACGGACCAGUGUACAGGCCUGCAGGGGUUCCUGGUCUUCCACAGCUUUGGAGGGGGGACUGGCUCUGGCUUCACCUCUCUGCUGAUGGAACGUCUGUCUGUAGACUACGGCAAGAAGUCCAAGUUGGAGUUCGCGGUGUACCCAGCUCCCCAGGUGUCCACUGCUGUGGUGGAGCCCUACAACGCCAUCCUGACCACCCACACCACCCUGGAGCACUCCGACUGUGCCUUCAUGGUUGACAACGAGGCCAUCUACGACAUAUGCCGACGCAACAUGAACAUCGAGAGUCCUGGGUACAUCAACCUCAACAGAUUGAUUGGUCAGAUAGUUUCCUCAAUCACUGCUUCCCUUCGUUUCGAUGGCGCCCUCAACGUCGAUCUCACGGAAUUCCAGACCAACUUGGUGCCGUACCCUCGUAUCCACUUCCCUCUGGUGACCUACUCGCCCAUCAUUUCUGCUGAGAAGGCCUACCAUGAGCAGUUGACCGUGUCUGAGAUCACCAGCGCUUGUUUUGAACCGACCAAUCAGAUGGUGAAGUGUGAUCCUCGUCAUGGCAAGUACAUGGCCUGCUGCCUGCUGUACCGAGGCGACGUCGUCCCGAAGGAUGUGAACGCUGCCAUUGCGAACAUAAAGACCCGACGUUCCAUUCAGUUUGUCGACUGGUGCCCCACUGGCUUCAAGGUCGGCAUUAAUUACCAACCACCAACUGCUGUUCCUGGUGGAGACCUGGCGAAGGUCCAGAGGGCUGUGUGCAUGCUGAGCAACACCACUGCUAUCGCUGAGGCCUGGUCUCGUCUUGACCACAAGUUUGACCUCAUGUAUGCUAAGCGUGCCUUUGUCCACUGGUACGUGGGUGAAGGCAUGGAGGAGGGAGAGUUUGCAGAGGCCAGAGAGGACCUGGCCUGUCUGGAAAAAGAUUACGAGGAGAUGGGCCAAAUGAACCCUGAUUCUGAAAAUGAUGACGAUGAAUGCUAAUCUUGAGGCCUUAGGCUGAGCUAGCAAAGCAGUCAUUGUCUCCUGAUUUUAUAUUUUAUCUUCUAAGCUAGAGUUAACUGAACUCUUGACAUAUCUGUGUAGAUUCUCAGUUAUUCAGGUCAUAAUAGUCCUAAGAGCUUGGUAAAAAAAGUGACUGGAUUUUAGUUUCAGAACUGAAAAAGCCUCUCCAAUAACAGAUGAGUGUCUUCAACAACCAAAAAAAGAAGUCCAGAUGCUUUUUACUGCAGCUCUUAGGACAAAGCAAUGACCUUUCUCACGGCCUCGUUUUUUAUAGUGCCAGCUUCAGAUUCAAAGAUCAAAGCUGAAUUUGAAUUGUGGUCUGAAAUAAAGCUCGUCUUGAUA